GGUCGCAGCAGCAUUCUUUCCAUUCUUCCCACCCGCCGCCUCUCUCGCCGCGCUCUCGUUAAGUUUUUCUCUCCGGAGUCUCGAACUCUCAACCACUUCCUCGUCCUCGUCCUCGUCCCCGUCCGCGUCUCAGCUGACUCGGCGCCUCGGCGACUGACCGCGCGCACCGUCGCCGCUGACGGCGGCUGGGUGGAGUGAGUGGUGGAGGGGCAGGCGCAGGCCCGCCGUGCCGGACCUGGUGUCCGGAGGGGGUGGAGCGGCGUGGGUCGCGGCAAGUGGCGACGCCGCGAGCGACGGGUUCGUAGGCUCCUCGCACGUGGUCUCGCCUCCUGUCCCCCGAAUCCUGCCUCCGCCACCGCACCUACUGCCCACCUACCGCCAAAUCGCCUGCUGCGAGCGAGCGAGCGAGCGAUCGAGGUCUGCGGCUGCCUGGACGACGUGGCCGUCCCGCUCCCUCGAAUCCGAAGCCGCCGGGAGCACCAGAGGCCGUCGCCGUCGCGGCCGAGUACGCCUCCUCCGACCGGAGCGAAGCAGGACGCCUCGGAAUCUUCGCCAAUCCGUACUCCGGUCCUUCCCAUCUACUGGAUUGUCGUGGAGUGGAGUGGAGUGGAGUGGAGAUCCAUCCUGACUGCUCUUCGCGUCGAUACAGACUAGUUUGAUCAGCGGUUGUGUUAAAUACGAAGUUGUUAUACAUGCAUAAGGUGACUCACGAGUCUUGGAAAUGAGUAAUUCCAUUGUCUGAGACAUGGACGAUACACCAACUAGUUCAGGGAAAUCCGAAGCGAAUUCAUGUGAACAGAGUUGGUGGCCACCAGACUUUUUGGAAAAGAUAGAGUCUGUUUCCUUAUCAAGAAAACAGAAUGUUUUUUCUGAUAAAGAAUCUCGGAGCAAUUUACGAUCCUCAUCUUGGAAGGCUUCUCAAUUACUGUGGUCAACAGGGACUUAUUCAGGGUUCAUCCCUAAUGGUUUCUACUCAAUAAUUCCGGAUAAAAAGCUGAAGGAAAAUUUCCCAACAAUACCAUCAUUGGAUGACCUUCAAACUCUUGAAGCAGAUGGGCUUAAGGCUGACAUAAUUAUUGUGGACGCUGAGAGAGAUAGGAAACUUUUCAUGUUGAAGCAACUUAGUGGUGCACUUGUGAAAGGAUUAAAUUCUAGUCCAGCUCUGGUGAUAAAGAAAAUAGCUGGCUUGGUUUUUGACUGCUUCAAGAGCCUAGAUCCUGAUGUAAGUCCAGCAAGAUCGCCAACUGAAGACAACCAUUUUUUUGGAAACAAAGGACCACAACUUCUAGGGCAGAUAAAGCAUGGAUCAUGCCGACCCAGAGCUAUCCUGUUUAAGGUUCUGGCGGAUGCUGUUGGUCUUGAGAGUAAACUUGUAGUGGGUCUACCUGAUGAUGGUGGAGUUGGAUUUGUGGAUUCCUACAAACACAUGUCUGUGGUAGUUUCACUGAACUCAAUGGAGCUGCUAGUUGAUCUUAUGCGAUUUCCAGGGCAAUUGAUUCCUUUCUCAGCCAAGGCUAUCUUUAUAUCACAUAUCUCUGCUGCUGGUGAGAGUGAUUCAGCUGAAAAUGACUCUUGUGAUUCCCCUCUUGAGCCCAAUAGUCCUCUAUAUGGAUUAUCUGAUAAAGUUGAAGCUGAAGGAAUUGAAGCUUCAUCAAAUCUAUCUGGGCGUUCAUUGCGCAAUGUUAUGUUGAGAUCAAGAACAUUUUCGGAGGGGAAAUUAAGCACAUCAUGCAGUGAGCCAAAUAUUGCAAAUGCUUUUUGGAGGCGAAGCCAGAGGAGAGGAGUUGCUGAAGAACCUCGUGGUGCUAGUUCAAGCCCUGAGCAUCCACUAAUGAAGACGAGGGCAAGAUCUAUACUAGGUGGUGAGCAGCAGUCAUUUCAGGAAUAUGCAGAAAGUGGAGUUACAUCAAGAUCAGAUGGUCUAGGUGGUGCAUCAACAUCUAAAACUCGAAGAAUUCGGGGAAGAAGCAUUAGCAUCACGCCUGAGAUUGGAGAUGACAUUGUGAGGGCAGUUCGGGCUAUGAAUGAAACACUAAAGCAAAAUCGCCUCCAAAGGGAUCAUGUUAAUGAAGGUUCAUCCUCAUAUGUUAGGGAGGACCAAAGCAAUGCAAAUGAUUGCCCAAAUAAUGAUGAUACAUCUGGGGGAAUUGUUGCUACCAACAAUGGCUCAAGGAACCGAAAUGGUUCCACUCAGAAAGCUAUGUCACUGCCUUCUUCUCCCCAUGAAUAUAGGGCACAAAUUUCUGAAACAAGCAGUGCUUGUGAUUAUGUAAGUAAAGAAAAGAUGGUAUCGGCGUGGAAAAAGGUUUUGCAGAGUUCCUCAUUUCUUAACAAACCUUUAUUGCCCUUUGAAGAGUGGAACAUAGAUUUCUCUGAGCUAACAAUUGGCACAAGGGUUGGAAUAGGAUUCUUUGGGGAGGUUUUCCGUGGUAUAUGGAAUGGCACUGAUGUUGCUAUCAAAGUAUUUCUAGAGCAGGAUCUUACAACUGAAAACAUGGAGGAUUUUUGUAAUGAGAUAUAUAUCCUGAGCCGUCUGCGCCAUCCAAAUGUUAUAUUGUUUCUUGGGGCAUGCAUGGUACCACCACACUUGUCAAUGGUAACGGAAUAUAUGGAAAUGGGAUCGCUGUACUAUCUCAUCCAUAUGAGUGGUCAGAAAAAGAAGCUCAGUUGGCGCAGGAGGUUGAAAAUUGUUCGUGAUAUUUGCAGGGGCUUGAUGUGCAUACAUCGCAUGAAGAUAGUUCACAGGGACCUGAAAAGUGCAAACUGCCUGGUGAACAAGCAUUGGACCGUCAAGAUAUGUGAUUUCGGCCUUUCCCGAGUGAUGACUGAUAGUCCUAUGACUGACAACUCCUCUGCUGGCACCCCAGAAUGGAUGGCCCCUGAGCUUAUAAGGAACGAACCCUUCACAGAGAAAUGUGAUAUUUUCAGCCUUGGUGUGAUCAUGUGGGAGCUAUGCACAUUGAGUCGUCCCUGGGAUGGGAUCUCCCCAGUUCAAGUGGUAUAUACUGUUGCAAACGAAGGUUCACGGCUCGAGAUUCCUGAAGGACCUCUUGGCAAGUUAAUUGCAGAUUGUUGGGCAGAGCCCCAAGAUCGUCCGAGCUGUCAGGAGAUACUUACCCGCUUGCUGGAUUGCGAAUAUACUGUCAGCUGAAGUUAAGCUGCCGAACCAGCUCACUCCCUACCUGCUGAGGUCCAUAAGUUUCUUCUGCAAAACCUGUAAAAAUUAGCCUGAUGAUUUUGCAAACCGGCGAGGGUACACAUGUUGACUUCUUAUAUUGCGGCUGUAUAACCGCGAACCUUUCUUUAAAAAUGUACAAAGAACGAAUGCUUCUCCGCUUAUAGAAGAACAUGGUAGUCAAGAAAAUAAUGCCUCGAAUCGCAGGACUAGCUUGCAGUCAUACUUUAUCUCGUCUGAGGCAUUGAGUGUCCUGGAAUCUAUCAUUUGUUUCUCUGAAAGUUUUGGCGGGAGUAUUUGGUAAAAGUUGACAUAUGAGUCUUCCCUGAGAUGCAACUAAAUUGAGCAGAUCACCUGUGUUUUCUGACUUUCA
Oryza brachyantha (malo sina) is the source of this 3548-nucleotide messenger RNA. Its product is annotated as probable serine/threonine-protein kinase SIS8. Gene Ontology annotation, biological process: protein phosphorylation. The transcript has 17 exons. Gene Ontology annotation, molecular function: protein kinase activity; ATP binding. The record is from RefSeq and is a predicted model, not a curated record. The coding region runs from base 746 to 3151 and encodes 801 amino acids. Lineage: Eukaryota; Viridiplantae; Streptophyta; Magnoliopsida; Poales; Poaceae.